AUGCCUCGCAUUCACCCAAAGGACUUUCUGCGAGCUCGCGCCAUCGACAAAGCCGUUCACUCACUGCUGCCAGUCUGUCGAGACUUGGCUUCUGCACGCAAUGAGCUACGCUGGUUACAGGACCAUGCAGUCCACCUCUCUCAGCGCUUAGGACAUGCAGACCAACAAGGUCUUCUCGCAGGCUUCGUGUCACGCCGUGCUCGUGGUGAGCCAUUGCAGUACAUUCUAGGCUCCGAGUUUGUUGGAGAUCUUGAGAUCAAGUGUCGUCCAGGAGUUUUGAUUCCCAGACAAGAGACCGCUGCAUCAGUAUCACAUCUCGCAAGACUACUCUCAAUACAACGUGAUAAAUGGGAGCAGAAGAUCAAGCCCGUCCGUGUGCUCGAUCUAUGCACUGGCACUGGCUGCAUACCUCUCCUCUUCCACCAUGAGUUCUACCAAAACGAAGCUCACGGAGACGUACCUCUAGAGCUUGUCGGUGUAGACAUUUCACCACAAGCAUUGAGCCUAUCUCGCGAGAACUUGCUGCAUCAAAUAGCAGAUCGAUCUCGUUCCAAACAACGCGGUCAUCUGAGUACCAGAUCCCUUCAGAGCAUAGCCUUUGUACAAGCCGACAUCCUCAAAGAUGAGAACUGGUCAAACGAGCCACCAUCUAUGCCAGAAGCCCUCCGCCGUCUGAGCGGCGACGACGAUGACGACGACGAAGAGAACGCAGAACUACCAACGUUUGACAUCCUCAUCUCCAAUCCACCCUACAUAUCCCCCAAAUGCUUCAAAACUACGACCCGUCGAUCAGUGCGAGACUACGAACCAAAAACGGCCCUCGUACCUCAGCACUCAAGAACAUCGUCACAAUCCGACGAGGCCAUCGGCGACACCUUCUACCCUCGCCUCCUGCAAAUCGCAAACCUCGUCAAAGCCAAGAUACUGCUCCUCGAAGUAUCAAACAUGGACCAAGCACGGCGAGCAGCUAGUGUGGCCAUUAAUGCUAGGGAGUGGGCCUCGGUGGAGAUCUGGCGAGACGAUCCAGCUCAUGACCAAGCUGUGACCGAGGAAACUGGCUUGGCAGGUACUGCAGUCAGAGUGCGAGGAUCAGGCCAUGGCAGGUCCGUUUUCGCGUACAAGGCAGAGGCGAACGACUGGCUGAAGGGGUAG
This is a messenger RNA of Fulvia fulva, 1152 nucleotides long. RefSeq names its product putative MRF1 mitochondrial N(5)-glutamine methyltransferase mtq1. NCBI's taxonomy places the organism in Eukaryota, Fungi, Ascomycota, Dothideomycetes, Mycosphaerellales, Mycosphaerellaceae. Gene Ontology annotation, molecular function: methyltransferase activity; nucleic acid binding. Gene Ontology annotation, cellular component: mitochondrion. The record is from RefSeq and is a predicted model, not a curated record. Bases 1 to 1152 code for a protein of 383 amino acids. Gene Ontology annotation, biological process: methylation. The transcript is spliced from 2 exons.